Wyeomyia smithii (pitcher-plant mosquito) is the source of this 2357-nucleotide messenger RNA. RefSeq names its product phosphoenolpyruvate carboxykinase [GTP]-like. Gene Ontology annotation, cellular component: cytosol. Gene Ontology annotation, biological process: cellular response to insulin stimulus; response to starvation; propionate catabolic process. Bases 256 to 2205 code for a protein of 649 amino acids. Gene Ontology annotation, molecular function: GTP binding; phosphoenolpyruvate carboxykinase (GTP) activity; manganese ion binding. NCBI's taxonomy places the organism in Eukaryota, Metazoa, Arthropoda, Insecta, Diptera, Culicidae. The transcript has 3 exons. The record is from RefSeq and is a predicted model, not a curated record.
AGACAGUACAACUGGCGAUUCCCAUCCAGUAAGAUGAAAACAAGCUAGUUUUCGUUUGGAUUCAGUUUUUAAACAAAACCUCGUUUUAAGUUAACCAUUUUGGAGUCUUUGAGUUUUGUUGUAAUUUCAACCUGUAGUUAGAAAGAAUUCUGUUGUUUGUUAUAACAGUAUUUCAAACAAGUGCGAUUGUAGAAAAUUGCUAGAGAGAUCUUCAAUAGUGAAGUGUAUUAAAGUAGACAACGUAAAUUCGUGAAAAUGCCGCAGGUUAUUGAAGCGUACACACCAUUCCCGACCACAAUCGGAUGUACUCCGAAGCUGAAGACGGUCCCGAAGGCGGUUAAUGCCAUCCGGGGAGUCCCGCUAGUAAAUGGGGAGCUCGUGCAGCUGUCACCCAAGAUUCGGGCUUUUUUGGAGGAAUCGGUUGCGCUGUGUAAGCCCGAGCGAAUCCACGUCGUUGAUGGAGGUGAAAAGGAGAGCACCACACUGUUGAAGGUUCUGCAGGCUCAGGGAACGAUUCAACCACUGCCAAAGUACGACAACUGCUGGUUAGCUCGUACCAAUCCGGCCGACGUGGCCCGAGUAGAGUCCAAAACUUUUAUCUGUACCGAGAAACAGGAGCAGGCAAUCCCCACUCCGAAAGCUGGCGUCAAUGGAACCCUCGGUAAUUGGAUUUCUCCGGAGGACUAUGAAACGGCCAUUCGGUUGCGGUUUCCCGGUUGCAUGACGGGUCGUACCAUGUACGUGGUCCCAUUUUCGAUGGGUCCGAUUGCUUCGCCACUGUCCAAGUUCGGUAUCGAAAUCACCGACUCGGCAUACGUCGUUUGCUCUAUGCGUAUUAUGACUCGUAUGGGUUUGGAGGUGCUUGAGAAGCUGGCCGAUAAUUCGGACUUCAUAAAAUGUCUUCACUCGGUGGGAACUCCGGCCAACGGAAAAAUCUGUAUGCCUUCGUGGCCCUGUGACCCGGAGCGUACAAUCAUUCUACACAAACCAGCGUGCAACGAAAUUGUUUCGUACGGAUCGGGUUACGGCGGAAAUUCGCUGCUCGGCAAAAAGUGCUUCGCACUGCGGAUUGGAAGCACCAUCGCACAGCGUGAAGGUUGGUUGGCUGAGCAUAUGCUGAUUCUUGGCAUUACCGAUCCUAAUGGGGUUAAAAAGUACAUUGCUGCCGCUUUCCCGUCGGCUUGUGGUAAAACCAAUCUCGCCAUGAUGAACCCCACGCUGCCGGGUUACAAAAUGGAGUGCGUUGGGGAUGACAUCGCUUGGAUGAAGUUCGACUCAAAGGGUCAGCUGCGUGCCAUUAAUCCGGAAAAUGGUUUCUUCGGAGUCGCUCCCGGAACUUCGAUGGAAACCAAUCCGAACGCCAUGCAAACAGUAUAUAAGGACACAAUCUUCACUAAUGUGGCCGCCACCUCGGAUGGAGGAGUUUUCUGGGAAGGAAUGGAGAACGAAUUGGCUCCCGGAGUGGAAAUCACCGAUUGGCUGGGUCAACCGUGGAAUAUGGGCGAAUCCAAAACCCCUGCGGCUCAUCCAAACUCCCGGUUUUGCGCUCCAGCUGGCCAAUGCCCCAUCAUUGAUCCAGCUUGGGAAGACAACGAAGGAGUACCAAUCUCGGCUAUCCUAUUCGGGGGACGUCGCCCCCAGGGAGUUCCACUUGUCUAUGAAGCAAAUUCGUGGACUCAUGGUGUCUUCGUUGGAUCGGCCAUGCGUAGCGAAACAACAGCUGCUGCAGAACACAAAGGUAAAAUGAUUAUGAAUGAUCCGUUCGCUAUGCGUCCGUUCUUCGGUUACAACUUCGGAAACUACUUGAAACACUGGCUCAGUAUGGAGCAGCGUGCCGCCAAACUGGGAGGUCAGGUUCCGAAAAUCUUCCACGUCAACUGGUUCCGCAAGGAUGCCGACGGAAAGUUCCUUUGGCCAGGUUUUGGCGAAAAUAGUCGCGUAAUGGAAUGGAUUCUGCAACGUAUUGAUGACCACGAAUGCUAUCGGAAAACACCGAUCGGUCGAGUGCCCUUGGUUGGAGCUUUAAAUUUACACGGUUUGAACGGUUCAGUCAAAGAAAAAGAACUAUUUUCGAUACCCAAACAGUUUUGGCUGAAGGAGGUCGAGGAGAUUAAGCAGUACUAUGACAACCAGCUGCCGCAAGAUUUGCCGCAGGAAAUAGCCAAAGAGCUACAGGAGCUCAAAACACGCGUUGAGCAAAUGUAGAUUAACUUCUAAAACUAGAAUAGCAAUCGUAUUACACUCAACUAAUUUAAUUUAUUUUGAUCAACUUGUGAUAAGGCUAAUAAAACGCAUUUAUAGAUGAUAAGUUCUGUUGUAUAGAACAAAAUCUUAUAAUAAAAAACAUUACAAAGUUA